Messenger RNA from Spodoptera litura, 685 nucleotides. RefSeq lists its product as uncharacterized. The record is from RefSeq and is a predicted model, not a curated record. NCBI's taxonomy places the organism in Eukaryota, Metazoa, Arthropoda, Insecta, Lepidoptera, Noctuidae.
CAUAUAUGUUAUUUUAAUUUCAAUUACAAACUAUUGAUCCUUUGAUCAGCCACGCCAGUACCUUCAGGCUACAAGGAUGAUAUGUAGACGCUGUCAGCGGUCUCUCAGAAGCGGUGAAGGUCUCAAAUGUGGGAUUUGUGAGUCUUGUUUCCAUAUGAGAUGUGUCAGUGAUUCUGUGAAAGACCACCGCGAAAGCGGCGAUAGAGGUUAUCAAUGGAAGUGUUCUCUCUGUCAGAACUAUGUGAGCACACAUGCCAGCGGCUCAGAUAUAAGCAGUAAAGAGAAAGAUCACGCUGGAUUAAUGGCAGCUGUAAGUGCCAUAAGCGAAAAGUUUGAGCUUGUGAAUAAAAUUCAACUGCCGAAAUUGAACAGCGAACUAGCACAGAUUAAAAGUGUCGCAGAUCGGAUAGUCCAACAGAAUGAUGACAUACUACGGAAAAUUAAUGAAAUUGAAGAGAAAAGAAAGAAUGAAAAACAUUAUUGUACGACCAAUACCAGAUACAGAAGAAGGAAUAUUAGCCUAACACCUAAAUCUAGUCCACAGACGGAAACUAAAGAAGAAUCACCUUUAUCACUUACAGAAAAAAAUGUGAGGUAUAGAACGCGGAGACGGUCGUAUUUGUUGCACAGAAUAUUUAUCAUAUUAAACAGAAAAAUGAAGAGAACUCAGCCUUCCAAAAAGUAA